AACAGACCAAAGAAAAACCUGCCCACCCAAGACAAAGACUAACAGAAAAUUGCAACUACAAAAGCAUUAACGAAGAAGAUUCCACAGCCAUUGUGAGGACGCUGGUUUGGGAUUAAGAAGCAAAAAACAAACAUCCAAUGAACAUGAAGGAUACCUUUACUCUGCUCAUUUUGAUUUUGAUACUUGAUUGUGCCCCAGCAAAGAAUUCAAGUCAAAAUGAAGAAAAGAACACAAAACUUAUGGAAAAACGUACCAUUUUCGAUUUUAACAACUAUAGUGCAGUGAAGCUUGCCAAAAGAGGUGUUGUACACAAGAAAAACCAUUUAGAAAAUAAAGCAAAACGAUCAGCCGAGGCCGAACCCGAAAAUAGUUAUGGCCACUACAGGAGAGAACAUAAGCAUGGCAAGAGAUCAGCAGAGGCCGAACCCUAUUAUGGUCACUACAGGAGAGGACAUAAGUAUGGCAAGAGAUCAGCUGAGGCCGAACCCUAUUAUGGUCACUACAGAAGAGGACAUAAGUAUGGCAAGAGAUCAGCUGAGGCCGAACCCUAUUAUGGUCACUACAGAAGAGGACAUAAGUAUGGCAAGAGAUCAGCUGAGGCCGAACCCUAUUAUGGUCACUACAGAAGAGGACAUAAGUAUGGCAAGAGAUCAGCUGAGGCCGAACCCUAUUAUGGUCACUACAGAAGAGGACAUAAGUAUGGCAAGAGAUCAGCUGAGGCCGAACCCUAUUAUGGUCACUACAGAAGAGGACAUAAGUAUGGCAAGAGAUCAGCUGAGGCCGAACCCUAUUAUGGUCACUACAGAAGAGGACAUAAGUAUGGCAAGAGAUCAGCUGAGGCCGAACCCUAUUAUGGUCACUACAGAAGAGGACAUAAGUAUGGCAAGAGAUCAGCUGAGGCCGAACCCUAUUAUGGUCACUACAGAAGAGGACAUAAGUAUGGCAAGAGAUCAGCUGAGGCCGAACCCUAUUAUGGUCACUACAGAAGAGGACAUAAGUAUGGCAAGAGAUCAGCUGAGGCCGAACCCUAUUAUGGUCACUACAGAAGAGGACAUAAGUAUGGCAAGAGAUCAGCUGAGGCCGAACCCUAUUAUGGUCACUACAGGAGAGGACAUAAGUAUGGCAAGAGAUCAGCUGAGGCCGAACCCUAUUAUGGUCACUACAGGAGAGGACAUAAGUAUGGCAAGAGAUCAGCUGAGGCCGAACCCUAUUAUGGUCACUACAGGAGAGGACAUAAGUAUGGCAAGAGAUCAGCUGAGGCCAAGCCUUAACAUGGACAAGAAUAAUUUCUCAUUCUAGAAGUGAUUGUCGUUUUUGAAAUAAAGCAUUGAAUUUGAAGAAGAA
Molecule: messenger RNA, 1344 nt
Organism: Tigriopus californicus
Lineage: Eukaryota; Metazoa; Arthropoda; Copepoda; Harpacticoida; Harpacticidae
Product: histidine-rich glycoprotein-like
Exons: 2
Coding region: 138-1271 (377 amino acids)
Source: RefSeq, a predicted model, not a curated record